This is a messenger RNA of Aspergillus homomorphus CBS 101889, 2697 nucleotides long. Its product is annotated as DNA topoisomerase 1. Gene Ontology annotation, biological process: chromosome segregation; DNA topological change; DNA replication. Gene Ontology annotation, molecular function: DNA binding; DNA topoisomerase type I (single strand cut, ATP-independent) activity. The coding region runs from base 1 to 2697 and encodes 898 amino acids. The transcript has 6 exons. NCBI's taxonomy places the organism in Eukaryota, Fungi, Ascomycota, Eurotiomycetes, Eurotiales, Aspergillaceae. Gene Ontology annotation, cellular component: chromosome; nucleolus. The record is from RefSeq and is a predicted model, not a curated record.
AUGAGCUCCUCGGGCGAUGACACCCCACUCGUCAAGGCCAAUGGCCGCCAUACGGGUGAUAUGUCUACUAAUCUGCCAUGGGGCAAUGCGACAGAGACGAACGGUCACGUUGACCCGGGAGUGUCGAUUCGAUUCGGUCCGGUGAAGUCCGAGAAUGAUGUUGAGAUGGCGGAUGCGGAUGCUCCAGGCAGUGCCACUUCUAAGAGAAAGUCGCGAAACAGUGUUGGUCAGAUAAAGUCAUAUGCUGAACCGGAAAGCAGUGAGGAGGAUCAACCUUUGAGCAAGCGUCGUCGCACGUCUGUCAAGCACGAGGAUCCUGAGACGGAUGAUGAUGUGCCUCUGGCGCUUAACGGUCGGAAGCUCCCGAAGGCUUCCGAAACUGCCAUUGGCGAAGAAUCGGACUCGGAUGUUCCCAUCGAACGGAAGCUUGCUGCGGAGAAAAAGCGGAUACAAGUCAAGGGCGAGAACGCGGCAGCGGCCAAGCCUAGCCGUAGCCAGGCCACUUCGAAGAGCACCAAGGCAGCAGCGCCCAAGAAACAGGCCAAUGGUGUGAAGAAGGAGCCCGAGGACUCGAAGCCCAGCAUGGUGAAGAAGACCGCCAAACACGCCAGAGCUCCGGAGAAGCCCGUCGUUACCACCGUCAAGCGAGGAGCUGCGGCUGGCAGAGCUACCGCCGCCAAAGGUGCUGCCGCCAAAGCCACCCCUGUGAAGAAAGAGGAAAGUGAAGAAGUCGAGGACGGUGAAGAAGAAGAGGAGUAUCGGUGGUGGGAGGACCCGACCAAGGGCGAUGGUACGAUCAAAUGGACCACCCUCGAACACAACGGCGUGGUUUUCCCUCCACCAUAUGAACCUCUUCCCAAGGAUGUUAAGUUGAAGUACGAUGGCAUUCCCGUCAAUCUUCAUCCUGACGCUGAAGAAGUCGCUGGCUUUUUCGGAAGCAUGCUGAACUCUACGCACAAUGUGGAAAACCCGACAUUCCAAAAGAACUUCUUCAUGGACUUCCGGGACAUUCUUAAGAAGACUGGUGGCGCAACAGAUUCUAAAGGUAACAAGGUUGAUAUCAAGGACUUUUCCAAGUGUGAUUUCCAGUCCAUCUUCAAUUAUUAUGAGAUGAAACGCCUUGAGAAGAAGAAUUUGCCACCUGCUGAGAAGAAGCGGUUAAAGGCCGAGAAAGACGAACAGGAAGCUCCUUACAUGUACUGCAUGUGGGACGGUCGCAAGCAAAAAGUCGGCAACUUCCGUGUCGAACCUCCUUCCCUGUUCCGUGGCCGCGGUGAACAUCCCAAGACUGGCCGCGUCAAGGCUAGAGUUCUACCGGAGCAGAUUACGAUUAACAUUGGCAAAGAGGCGACUGUUCCUCCGCCACCGGAGGGUCACAACUGGAAGGAGGUGAAGCAUGAUCGAGAAGGCACAUGGCUUGCCAUGUGGCAAGAGAACAUCAACGGUAAUUACAAAUAUGUUAUGCUUGCCGCCAAUUCCGAUGUCAAGGGCCAAAGCGAUUAUAAGAAGUUCGAAAAAGCCCGCGAAUUGAAACACCAUAUUGCCCGGAUCCGCAAGGAUUACCAGAAGAACCUCAAGCAUGAACUGAUGGUGGAGCGACAAAAGGCUACGGCCGUCUACCUCAUUGAUCAAUUUGCCCUUCGUGCUGGUAAUGAGAAGGGUGAAGAUGAGGCUGAAACUGUCGGCUGCUGUUCCCUCAAGUACGAGAACGUCACUCUCAAGCCACCGAACAAGGUUGUUUUCGACUUCUUGGGUAAAGAUAGUAUUCGUUUCUACGAUGAAGUCGAAGUUGAUGCGCAGGUUUUCAAGAACCUCAAGAUCUUCAAGAAGGCUCCGAAGAAGGAGGGUGACGAGAUUUUCGAUCGGCUAACAACCUCCGCACUCAACAAACACUUGUCGAAUUAUAUGCAAGGCUUGACCGCGAAGGUGUUCCGUACCUACAAUGCCUCUCACACCAUGUCUACGUUGCUGAAGGACAUGAAAGCCACCGGUAACAUCGCGGAGAAGGUCAAGGCGUACAACGAUGCCAACCGUAAGGUUGCCAUCCUUUGUAACCACAAGAGAACUGUUGCUGCAUCCCACGCCAACCAGAUGGAGAAGAUGAGCGAGCGCAUCAAAGGUCUUCGCUAUCAGCGUUGGCGUUUCAAGCAGCAGAUGCUCAACCUUGAGCCCACGCUCAAGAAGAAGAAGGGCGCCAAGUUCUUCGAAAUGGACGAGGACAUGGACAUGGAAUGGGUCAAGGAACACCAGGCUUUCCUGCUCGAAGAACAACGGCAGAAGAUCCAGAAGAAAUUCGAGAAGGACAAUGAAAAGCUUGUAGCCGACGGGGAGAAGGAAAUGAAGGCUAGCGAGCUGGAAUCGCGUCUCCAGGUCGUCAAGGACCAGGAAAAGAAGUUCAACAAGGAGAACAAGACCGGCAAGGUGGAAGCUGAAGGCAAGGCUCCCACCGUCGAGAAGCUUGAGACCGCCAUCAAGAAGCUCGAGCAGCGCAUCGAGACGAUGGAGCUUCAAGCCCAAGAUAAGGAGGACAACAAGGAAGUUGCCCUGGGUACCUCGAAGAUUAACUACAUCGACCCCCGUCUCACCGUCGUCUUCAGCAAGAAAUUCGAUGUCCCCAUCGAGAAAUUCUUCUCCAAGGCCCUCCGUGAGAAAUUCGAAUGGGCCAUCAAAUCCGUUGACGAGACCUGGGAAUUUUGA